This is a messenger RNA of Diospyros lotus (date-plum), 2357 nucleotides long. RefSeq names its product cysteine-rich receptor-like protein kinase 2. Gene Ontology annotation, molecular function: ATP binding; protein kinase activity. Gene Ontology annotation, biological process: protein phosphorylation. The record is from RefSeq and is a predicted model, not a curated record. The coding region runs from base 149 to 2086 and encodes 645 amino acids. Lineage: Eukaryota; Viridiplantae; Streptophyta; Magnoliopsida; Ericales; Ebenaceae. The transcript has 8 exons.
CAUUAUCCCUUCCUCAGUUGGCUUCGACCCCAAACAACUCAAGACCCACUUUCUCUUUCUCCAUAAUAUACAUAUAGACGUAGUUUCUGACAACUCUACACUUUGUGCAGUUGCUGAAUGUACCUGCACGUGUAAGUUAGCCUCUAGAAUGACGAGGCCAGUUUCCAGAUGGGCGUGGCUGUGGUGCUUCUUGUCGUUGCUGUUGUUGGCCGCGGCAGACCCACAGAUCAACCUCCUGCAGAGGGGUUGCAGCCAGUACAACGCUUCCAACCUCCCGAACUUCUUCGCCAACCUUAACACCACUUUCUCGGCGCUGAGGCGGCAGCUGGUGACCGAGAACAAGCGGUUCGCGACGGCGGAGCAGUCACGAACAUCGGACCCCGUCUACGCCAUGGUUCAGUGCAGGGACUACCUCUCCUCAGGCGACUGCACCACCUGCUACGACGCCGCCGUGUCUCAAAUCCUCAACUGCUCCGGCGCCAACGGUGCUCGCGUCGUCUACGACGGCUGCUUCCUUAGGUAUGAAAGCAACAGCUUCUAUGACCAAACCACUCUCCCAGGCAAUGUAGGAAUCUGUAGCAACAAAACUGCAUCUCAGCCAACAGCCUUUGAGGCAGCUGCAAAGGGGCUGCUGGCAGAUCUUGAAGCUGCAACCCCAAGGAUUAAGGGUUACUUUGCUGCGGCAAAGAGGGAAGUGGUGGCUGGCGGUGACGGCCCGGCUGUGUAUGCGGUGGCGCAAUGUGCGGAGACUGUGAGUGAGAGUGGCUGCCAAGCCUGCUUGAAUGUGGCAUAUGACACCAACCUUCAGAAUUGUCCUCCUGAUGCAGAGGGCAGGGCUGUUGAUGCAGGCUGUUUUCUUAGAUACUCUGACACUGCCUUCUUUGCUGAUAACCAGACAACUGAUAUUAGUCCCUUUCUUGGAGGAGGAGGUUCAAGCAACAAGAGAGCCAUCAUCGGAGGAGUGGUUGGAGGCGGAGGAGGCCUGCUUUUGUUACUACUUGCAGUUACUAUAUGGUAUCGACAAUCCAGAAAAACAAAGGCAGCUCCAAGAGCUAAUAUAAUAGGGGGAAGUGAGCUGCAAGGGCCAGCGGAAUACAGUUACAAAGAUCUGAAAUCAGCAACCAGGAAUUUUAGUGAAGAAAAUAAACUAGGAGGAGGAGGUUUUGGUGAUGUCUACAAGGGAGUACUGAGAAAUGGAAAUGUAGUAGCAGUGAAGAAGUUAGUAAUAAGCUCCGCAAGAGCAAAGGCAGAUUUUGAAAGUGAAGUGAGGCUCAUUAGCAAUGUUCAUCACCGGAACCUCAUCCGACUUGUCGGUUGCUGCAACAAAGGGCCAGAACUCCUCCUUGUCUACGAUUACAUGGCAAAUGGAAGCCUUGACGAGUUCUUAUAUGGAGAAAAGCGCGGUGUCUUGACCUGGAAACAACGGUUUGGCAUAAUUUUUGGCAUGGCCAGGGGCCUCGCCUAUCUACACGAACAAUACCAUGUUUGUGUCAUUCAUCGGGACAUAAAGUCGAGCAACAUCCUACUAGAUGAUGACUUCCAGGCCAAAAUUGCUGAUUUCGGGUUGGCAAGGCUUCUACCCGAGGAUCAAACUCAUGUGAGCACAAGAUUUGCCGGCACCUUGGGUUACACAUCACCGGAAUACGCCAUCCAUGGACAGUUAUCUGAGAAGGUUGACACCUACAGCUUUGGUGUCGUCGUGCUGGAAAUAGUGAGUGGAAGGAGGUGUACUGAUGUACAGGAGGAGCCUCUCACCGAAUAUCUCCUUGAACAAGCUUGGAAGCUGUACGACAGUGACAUGCAUUUGAAACUGGUGGAUAGUACCUUGGACCCAAAUGAAUACAGAGAAGAAGAUGUGAAGAAAGUGAUAGAGAUUGCUCUGAUGUGCACUCAGUCGCCGGUUUCUUUGAGGCCAACAAUGUCUGAAGUUGUGUUGCUUCUAAGCGAGCGAUCAAUGGAGUUCAGGCGGCCGACAAAACCUACCUUCAUCGAUAACGAGAGGAGGAUUCGGGGGGAUGCAUCUACUUCUACUGCUUCGUCCACAUCCAAUGCUACUGCCUCUUUUACUGAGUUCACUGGUCGCUAGCUAGCUAGCGUUGCUCUAGUUGAUUUCUGGAACAUUGUGAAUACAGCUUUUUGAUCGAUCUUCAAAGCCAUUUUAGCACCAAAACCUUGUGUUGGUGAACUCCGAAGUUUAUAUAUGUGAUUCUUGUAAUAAUGUUUGCAGGACCCUUAGUAACUGCAAUGUGAAUUUGUUUGAAAAAUGAUGUUACUUUGCUAAAGUUGCUGCCUCUGUUUUAUUUCACUCAUUAAUAUGGAAUAACAUCAGCUUAAAGGGACAGAAAUUUCUGGGUUAA